Camelina sativa (false flax) is the source of this 1560-nucleotide messenger RNA. Its product is annotated as la protein 2. The record is from RefSeq and is a predicted model, not a curated record. Gene Ontology annotation, biological process: RNA processing. NCBI's taxonomy places the organism in Eukaryota, Viridiplantae, Streptophyta, Magnoliopsida, Brassicales, Brassicaceae. Gene Ontology annotation, molecular function: mRNA binding. Gene Ontology annotation, cellular component: nucleus; ribonucleoprotein complex.
UCUGAUGGGCUUAUCUCUCGAACGGAAGAUUGGGCCUACCAAAUGCAUGGAUGGGCCUAGCAAUGUAUGGAUGGGCCUAUUAAUGUAUCAGAGAUCCAACCCUUUCAGUUCAGUAAACGUCCUCUCCUCUCUUCCUCUUCUCCGGCUUCUCUUCCGAUUGCAGCAGGCAGCUAUGGCUUCCUUCAACGAAGAAACCGCCAGGAAGUUGCUUACCCAGGUGGAGUUCUACUUCAGUGACAGUAAUCUACCCAGAGAUGAUUUCCUCAACAGGGAAGUCACCAAGAGCAAAGAUGGCCUGGUUAGUCUGCGUCUGGUUUGUUCCUUCUCUCGUAUGAGGAACCUCCUCGGCCUCGGUAACAACAUCAAACGAGAAGACAUCCCUCUCAGAAUUUUGGAGGAUGUAGCUACUCUCUUGCGCACCUCUCAUUUUCUUAAAGUUUCCAACAAUGGUGGACUAAGGAUCGGUAGAGGAACUAAACUCACCAAACCGGAAGAGGUGCUUGAACAAGUCCACAGAAGAACCCUUGCGGCUUCACCUUUUGAGUACAGCAUUAAGAUGGACGAUGUAGCAUCUUUCUUCUCUCAAUACGCCAAGGUGAACAGUGUGAGGCUACCUCACCACAUCGCAGAUAAGCGACACUUUUGUGGCACUGCUUUGGUUGAAUUCUCCUCUGAACAAGACACUGAAUUUAUUUUGAGGCAGAGUUUGGUCUAUGCAGGCGCCGACUUAGUACUCAUACCAAAGAGUGAUUUUGACUGUCAAAGAGAUAAUCUAAUCAAGCUACUCGGAAUAUCAGGCUCAAGUCCUAGAGAUACCUCCCACAAUGAAUUCGGCAUAGGUCAGCUUGUUAAAUUCACAUUGAAAUGGAUAGCCAGUGGAGAAAAUAUAACGAACAAAGAAAAACCCAGGACUCUGAAUAUUAACAUCAGAGAGAAGGAAGAUAAGGAGACAUGCAUUGCAGAGAGGUUGGAAGAAACUGAUAGAAAGAAGGAAGGUGGCAAGGAGAGAGUUAACACCGCUGAUCAACUUGCUGUUCCCCCAUGGAACACCAGUGAUUCUCUUGGCUCUGAGGUUCUCAAGGAUGUAUUUCAAAGAUUUGGCAGCGUUAAGCACAUAGAAUACUCUCGUGGAUUGGAUUCGGGUUACGUUUGUUUCAUAGAUUCAGAAACAGCAACGAAAGCCCGUGCAGCUGCGGAGUUUGUUGGAGGUUUAGUUGUAAAGAAUAACUUCUCAAUAGCCUUAGAAGCAGUGAAUGGGGAGAUCGAGAGAGAGUUGUGGAAAAGACUAUCAUCAGCUGAGCCGGAAGGAGAAGGGAAAGAAGGUGACAUCAAGGAAAAAGGCAAAGAUUUCGAAUCCGCACAACCAAUCAAGAAGGCACGAAAGGAGCCCUAGUUGUAGUGUUGGUUUUUUUUGUUAUGUCAUACUCUUCUCUACUUUUAUAGGGUCAGCUAAUUCUCAACAAAAUAGAUAUUUCACUUCACUUGACUAUUAUAAUGUCUUCUGUGAGUAGUUUGGUAAACGGUAUUUAUCUUUUUUGGUUAACUUACAGUCCUAACUUA